Molecule: messenger RNA, 2042 nt
Organism: Ilex paraguariensis (yerba mate)
Lineage: Eukaryota; Viridiplantae; Streptophyta; Magnoliopsida; Aquifoliales; Aquifoliaceae
Source: the annotation of a GenBank genome assembly
GAAAAGUAAAAGUGGGGAAGUAGCAGUAAAAGUUUAAACCGUACGAUCUUCUCAUGAUCCAGGCACUGAGCUUCGGACACCAACUCUUAUAACCUCGGGCAAAAAACAAUACUUUUUCAUUAGUUAUAGGGACCCCUAAGGCACUACCCUGUAGUUUAUAGAUUUCCGUAUAUAUGUCAGAGACAAGAGCUGCCAUAAAGACAGUAGCACCAGUGUCAGCAGAUGCAACAGAGAGGUGCAGUCAUAAUAUUAGCACAGUACUGACUCAGGGUGGAGAGAGAAAGUGCAUGUAUGUGUGUGUGUGAGAGAGAGAAAGAGGGCGCGAGGUGGCAGUAAAUAUGAUCUCUUGUUUUUUUGAACUGGGCAGCAAUAUGAUCAGCAGAACCACUAGUUUUAUCCAUAUACAGAAGAUUCUGCAACCCUCAUGGUCCCUAAAUUAAAUAUACCUACCACCCCCCAAACAAAGGCUCAUUAACACUUAAACACCUCUCUCACAUCUCAAAGUCCCUCUGAAACUGUCUCUCUGAAGUCUGAAAGUUGGUCUGUUUAAUCUUUGUUUUCUCUUCCUAAGAUCUCUCUCUGUCUCCCUCUCAAUGGUGAGUACCGGAAGAAAUAGGUAUCCUUUCACUGCAUCUCAGUGGCAAGAACUUGAACACCAAGCUCUCAUCUUCAAGUACAUGGUCUCUGGCAUGCCUAUACCACCUGAUCUCCUCUUUACCAUCAAAAGAAGCUUGGACUCUUCUCUCUCCUCAAAACUCAUGCUUCAGCAACCUCAGCAUAUUGGGUGGAAUUGUUUUCAGAUGGGUUUUGGGAAAAAAAUAGACCCAGAGCCGGGGAGGUGCAGGAGAACAGAUGGAAAGAAAUGGAGGUGCUCAAAAGAAGCAUACCCAGAUUCUAAGUACUGUGAAAGACACAUGCACAGGGGCAGAAACCGUUCAAGAAAGCCUGUGGAAGUCAUGACAACAUCAACAACCAACACAUCAACCCCAACUGCAAUACCAAUCUCAUCAAUCACCAAAAGCCCAAACCCCUCCAAUGCCUCUUCUCUUUCUCUUUCUGAACCCCACUACCCCAACCAGUAUAGUUCCCAUGUCCACUAUCCCUUCCUCUCUCCCCAUUCGUCUUCAUCAAGAUCUCCAGGUAUUGGCCUGUUGUCUCAGGACCAUACCAACCACUUUGUUUUGGAAUGUGGUCCUUAUUCUCAUAUAAACAAAGAUUACAGAUAUGGUUAUGGAGUGGAGGAGGAGGUUGAUGAACAUGCAUUUUUCUCAGAACCUUCGGGUACAAUGAGAAGUAUAUCUGGAUCUUCCAUGGAUGAUUCUUGGAGACUAACACCAUUAACCAUGGGUUCAUUUUCCUCCCUUAACCAUUUGAAACAGAGGCCGCCUUGUUCUGGUUUACAAAAUGGGUACUCGUACUUGCAGUUUCAGAGCCUCAGUGACACCUCGAAACACCAAAACCAAGAUCAGCAUCAUAAUAGCUAUAAUAUUCUGGGUAGUGAUAUUAAGUGUGAAAUGCCAUUGAAACUUGGGGGAGAUGAUGAGCCUCAGAAAGUAAUGCACCAUUUCUUCGAUGAAGGGCCACCCAAGAACAAAGAUUCAUGGAUUGAAUCCGAGGAUAAAUUGUCGAAUCAUGUGCCUGUUUCUAAAACCCAGCUCUCAAUCUCCAUGCCUGAGCCUGACUGCUCACAUGACUUUUUCAUCACCCAUAAUGAUAAAUGAGCUUUCACCAGUGGUGGAGGGGGGUGUCUGAGUCAGAGAGGCCAAAAGAGUACUUGCAUGGUGGUGGUGGGUCAGAACUUUUUCUGUUCUUGCUUUCAGUAUACAUAUGCGUGAGGACUGAGAGAAACUGUGGUGUUUUGUUUUUUUGGUUUGCGCAGUGGUCAGGGGGUGUAGUUGAGCUGAAUUAUGUGUGUAGUAAUUGAACAAAUAGUUUCACAUUUAUUUUUGUUUUCUUCAUUACAUUCCUUUCCUGUUUUUGAAUCUUGUUUGAUUUGCUCAGCUACAACUCUGGGAUUUUGGCACUUGUUUCUAUGUUUUUAU